UUUAAUGUGUGGGUUUGGUUUUGGAAUUGCUUCAGAAGAUUUUGGUUUCUAUUUGUGCUGCAUUUUCUGGGUAACCCAGAUGGAGUUUCUUGAGAGAAUUCUGGUGGGUUGUGAAAUUGUGAUGUAUGUGAUAGUGGGUUUGAUGUGGAAUACAAUAAAGGUGAUGACUUGGGAUCCCCAAAUUUGUUGCAUUUUCUGGAGAAGAAAGAAGAAAGGUAGCAGCACUUCAAUGCUCUGGAGCAUAAAGAGCCAGUGGCCUUUGAAUUAAUAAUUCAUAAACUUUUGGAUUGGGAAUGGGUCUCAGUAAAAAAGAACACCUAGUCAAGGCUUAUGAAGCUGCAAAGGCCUGGGGUAUCAGUAAAGAAGAAGUCAAACCUGUCCUCGUGAACUUAUAUAGGGCCAUUGACGGGAGAUUGGAGGAUAUUGCACAAGACGACUACAAGAUUCUAAUCGAGACAUACUUUGAGUUGAAGGAGAAGGUGGAGGAGGACGAGUACAGAGAUCAGAACCCGCGUAAGAGACGUUGUGUGGCUGAUGAGGAAGACCAUACAUCUCCCAGAAGUUCUGAACUAUCCCUCAGACAUUCCAGUGGUAAUAAAAAUGACCCACCUACUAGUCAUUUGGCAUCUGGAGACGGAUCAGUACAUAUUAAGAGGGCAUCAGCUUCUGCAUUCGCGAGUAGUAAUCACACGAACAAUUCCAAGAAGCCAAAGGACAAGUUGUCCACAGAUGAUGCUACAGUUUCUGCAGAACGAACUUCAAUCAGGCGUGCAGGACCGGCGAAUGGAGCUGCUAGAAUACAAAGACCCAAGCCAGACCCAAAUGCUACAUCAAUCACUUUGGAGGAUAAGAAGCUACCGAAAUAUAUACCAGACAUAACAAAAUCAACUGAAAAGGUGGCAAUAUCCUUGGUAGAUGAAAAGGGAAGUGAGAGCUUGCCAAAGUUCAAUUACAUCCCACAAAACACCAUAUACGAUGAUGCCCAUCUGAAUAUUUCACUGUCCCGUAUUGCGGAUGAGGAUUGCUGUCUGGAUUGUUCUGGAGAUUGUCUUUCAUCACCAGUACCAUGUGCAUGUGCUCAUGAAACUGGUGGGGAGUUUGUAUACACACCAGAAGGUCUGCUGAAAGAAGAAUUUCUAUGUAAGCGUCUGUCUGUGAUAUUGGAACUGGAGAAGCAGGAGCAGGUUUACUGUCUAGAUUGUCCCCGUGAGAAGUAUAAGAAUGCAGACAUGCCGGAACGCUGCAAAGGACAUCCUGUCCGGAAGUUCAUCAAAGAAUGCUGGCUAAAAUGUGGAUGUGACAUGCAAUGUGGAAACAGAGUCGUACAAAGGGGGAUUUCAUGCAAGUUGCAGGUGUUCUGGACUACUCAAGGAAAAGGCUGGGGACUGAGAACUUUAGAGGACUUGGAAAAAGGAUCCUUUGUGUGUGAAUAUGUCGGGGAGAUACUGACGAAUACAGAAUUAUAUAAUCGGAAUAUGAAAAGCAAGGGUACUGGAAGACACACAUACCCAGUCACGUUGGAUGCAGACUGGGGAUCUGAACAGGGUCUGAGCGAUGAUGAUGCACUCUGUCUGGAUGCGACGUUUCACGGAAAUGUUGCAAGGUUUAUCAAUCAUAGAUGCUUUGACGCGAACUUAGUUGAUAUUCCAGUUCAAGUGGAGACCCCUGACCGCCAUUAUUAUCAUGUUGCCUUUUUCACUAGCAGGAAAGUGAAAGCCCUUGAAGAGUUGACUUGGGAUUAUACUAUUGAAUUUGAUGAUGACGAGCAUCCUGUAGACGCAUUUUCCUGCCUCUGUGGCAGUCAAUACUGCCGAGACACAAAGCGGAAAGGGAAAAAAGUGGUGAAUCUUGGAUGACCAAUGACAAAGUCUUGUACUUAAACUUGCUUUAAAUGGAACGGAAUUCUCUUUUCCUUUCAAAAAAAAAAACUUGCUUUAAAUGGGGUUCAUAUUGUUAACUUUCGAAGCACAUAUGUGGCUUAUGCCACAUUUGCUGCAGAACUACAGAAUUUUUGUUUUUUUAGUCUUGUAUUGUUGUUUGUUCAGUUGAGAUUAGAGUGUUAGAUAAUGUUAGACAGAUAUCAUAGAUCAGGAUGCAAAGGUGCCUGCUCCUUGAGAUUUUGUAGGAGUGUUGUACAAGGGUUCUGUUCUUUUGAGUCCGCUCACUCCAACUCCAAUGUUAUUGACAUUUUAGACAGCGAUGGAGUAUUCGAGUUCUGAGCU
Molecule: messenger RNA, 2222 nt
Organism: Argentina anserina (silverweed cinquefoil)
Lineage: Eukaryota; Viridiplantae; Streptophyta; Magnoliopsida; Rosales; Rosaceae
Product: histone-lysine N-methyltransferase SUVR4
Exons: 9
Coding region: 294-1856 (520 amino acids)
Cellular component (GO): nucleus
Molecular function (GO): protein binding; zinc ion binding; histone methyltransferase activity
Source: RefSeq, a predicted model, not a curated record